AUGAACUCCGAUUCAGAUUCUUCUCUGAGAAACAACGAUGUCAAUGAUCGCCGACUCAGCAUCAUCGAUUUUCUCUCCGCCGAUGAUUCGCUUCUCGAUCCAGUAUCUUCUAAUCACCAAAAUUCAGAAAACGAAGCUUGGUACACUCCGAAUUCAAAAAAGUUCGAAGACGCUGCUACCAAAAUUGAACAGUGGGAGGACGAACCUCAAACUUCUGAGAAAAAGUCCAUGAGAAACCCUAAAUGCAAUUUGCGCAAGAGUUUAGCUUGGGACAGUGCUUUUUUCACUUGUGCUGGGGUUCUGGAUCCUGAUGAGUUGUCUAGUAUAAUUGAGGGUGUUGAGAAGGAAACAUUACCAAAGAUUGAAGAGGAUGUAUACAAAUCAUGUGACUCCGUUUCGACAUUAGGGAGUGAUAGUUUGACCUUUGAAAGUGUUGAUUUGGAGGGUGAUUUGUUUGAGGAUGUUAGAGCUUCCAUUCAGAAAUCUAGCCGUAAGUCCAAACUUGCAACUGCACCAACUAGAAUGUCCUCUGCCUCUGGACUACCAGGGUUACAAACUCCAUCCAGAAAAGUUGGCGUUGUUGCUCGCAACAAGAUGAAGGCCCCACCGACCCCUAGAAAUCCUACAACACCAGUUGUGAGAGGAACUGGGAAGGCUACAAACAAGAAUACUUUUACACAAAUUCCACAGCCUCUUGCUACAAGGAGGGAAUCAUCUAUUUCAAAACUAUCGAAGUUACCAGCAAAACCUAUUGCAAGUUCCACUAUUUCAGCCAAGAGAGCAUCACUAAGCGGUCUGCAUGCCAAAAGUGAAAAGGACAGAGCAAAACACAUAAUUGGUGAUAGAGUCAGCUCAAUGUCAAAAGCAUCUGUUAUUGGAAGUUCACGUGGUACAGAGCCUAAACCCACAAUAUUAUCCAAAUUAACUUCUGGCCAGUCAGUAUCAACCAAGGCAAAAUCAGUAUCUUCCACAUCUUCUGGUAGCAAUUUAUCUGCUAAUAUUGCUAAAUCUCCAUUUAAUUCUGCAAGAAGAAAAGUUAUUGCGGGAAAUUCAAAGCCUCCCUCAUCUCGCCCUCCAGUCAAAACACCGUCAGGUUUUGCUUCAAGAAAUAAAAUUGAAUCUGUGAAUUCUAGUCUCUCAAGCUUGAUAUCUGCCAACAAGCUUUCUUCUAGUAUUUCCCCAGCUAGCUCUGUUAGUGACUGGUCUUCAGAGGCAUCCGUUUCAGCUUCAGUGCAUAAACACAUGUGUGAUAGUUCAAGGUCCAGCAUUGAUAGUUGUUCUAGCAGUUAUUCUCAGAUUCUUCAGAGUGAUUUGAGCUUAGAAGGGCGGGAGGCUCUGCGCUCUGGAAUUAUCAGUCCAAGUGCAAGAACUGCUUCUAUGGCAGCAGUUAUUCCCUCUGCUCUUGCAAAACCUUCAGGCCUGCGACUGCCUUCACCAAAGAUUGGUUUCUUUGAUGGGGUGAAAUCCUCAGUGCGCACUCCACGUGGGGGAGCGCAACCACACUCUUCUGCUGUGCUUCAAGGCUUACUAAAUCAUGGUGCAAGAAGUCCAAGUGAAGGGCAAAACAAAGCAAAGCUUGGAAACCUGCAAGCAGUGAGAUCUAUCACACCAAUUGGAAACAAAAAAGUUGAUAACCAGAAAAAUCCUCAUCCAAGUCAUUUUGAUGAAUCAUUAGAUAUUGCAGUUAAGGCAUUCAGUGCAGAGGAAAAUAUCAAAACCUCUACUGAAAUGCUCAAGGGUGCUUUUAAAAAUGUUGAAUAUACAUCACUUUCGCAUGAAAUGGAGAGCACUAAUCAUGAUUUGCGUACACUCACCCGUGUCAAUCACCAGGAAAAUGUUUAUCCUGAUAAUCAAAUUGAUUGUUUGAUCAAACAAGUUGGGCUCAUGGAUAUAAAUUCCGGGACACAGGAAAAGAUCAAUGGAAAUUCUCUUUCUUUUUGUGAGACUGAUGUCAGCUUCCAAGAUAAAUCCAAUGGUAUGGAGUUAUCAAAGCACGGGGAGUUUUUUAAUCAUCCUAAAAACCAGGAAUUUUUGAAGGGUUCGUCUACUCCAGGUCUAUGUGUCGCUCCAACCAGCGUUGAUCUGGCAGCUUCAGCAAGGAGACCCUUUGCAGCAAAAGAUUCAUUUUUAAACAUGGAUUACCCAGUUUUCACAGAACCAUCAAUUUCAGAGGUAAAACUGACCAACAUACUUGAUUCCGAAAGCCACAUUACGAAAGAUAGCAUCUGA
This is a messenger RNA of Lathyrus sativus (Indian pea), 2229 nucleotides long. The record is from the annotation of a GenBank genome assembly. Lineage: Eukaryota; Viridiplantae; Streptophyta; Magnoliopsida; Fabales; Fabaceae.